GGUUUCUGUCAGCUGCAGCCACCCAGGGAUCCCGAGAUCCGAGUUCACUCUGACCUGUCUCGGGCUGCCCGGAAUCCAUCCUCUCUCUAAGAUAAGAUAUGUUAGUAUGACCAUUGUUUUUAAUGGGAGAUGAUUGAAAGUGAAAAUCUAAACCAAAGUGAAAUCAUUAAAGAGCUGUGUUUGUGCAAUGGUUUAUCUUAUGAGAUGGUUGGACAAGAAGGAUCAGAUACUUCAAAACUGGAGAUGUUUUUCUCAGGAUACCCCUGUAUAGUAGGAUUAUCGUUAUUUCCUAAUUUAACAAGUCUUACAAUCGUUGCUCAAGAUAUAAAGGAAAUUUCAGGGCUGGAGACUUGUUUACAGCUUAAAGAACUCUGGAUUGCUGAGUGCUACAUAGAGAAAAUUGAAGGCCUUCAAGAAUGUAGAAGUUUGGAAAAAUUAUAUUUAUAUUACAAUAAGAUUUCAAAAAUAGAAAAUUUAGAGAAAUUAAUAAGAUUGGAAGUUGUUUGGCUGAACCACAACAUAAUAAAACAUAUUGAGGGCUUGCAGACUUUGAAGAAUUUAAGUGACCUCAACCUUGCAGGGAAUCUAAUAAGCAACAUUGGUCGGUGUCUUGACCCCAAUGAAUGCCUAGAAAAACUAAACCUUUCUGAUAACCAAAUUACUUCGUUUAAGGACCUUACUAACUUGACCAGGCUGCCUCAACUAAAGGAUUUAUGUCUGAAUGAUCCACAGUAUAAAACAAAUCCAGUUUGCCAGCUGUGUAAUUACUCCACACAUGUGCUGUAUCACCUGCCUUCUCUUCGUAGACUUGACACAUUGGAUGUAUCAGCAAAGCAAAUCAAGGAGCUAGCAGAUACCACAGUGAUGAAAAAAAUAAUGUAUUACAACAUGCGCAUAAAAACAGUUCAGAGGCAUCUUAGUGAAGAACUUGAAAAGCUCAGUGACAGAAAAUGCAAGUUACAAAAGUUACCAGAAGACCGAAUAAAAUUAUUCAACUUUGCCAAAAAAAAUUUGGAACAGGAAUUAGCGGAACUCAAGGCAUCUGGCAAAGGGAAAAAUGAUAAAGUCGAUAAUGAUAAAGUAAUUGAGGUUGAAAAACCAAGGAAUAGUGAAACUGUCGUGGAAGAAUCGGGUCUGCAGCAGAAGAUAUUGACCAAACUAAAUGCCUUAGAUGAAAGGAUAGCAUUCUGGAACAAGAAACUAGAUGAAAUUGAAGCAGUUUAUCGUUCUGAAGUAAAACAAAAGAAGAAAAGCUACAGCUUACUGACCCCAUUUUUGUUAACUGAGUUGGAAACUGUGGGAAAUAUCCAUUUUGAAGAGGGCACUCAAUGUGAUGACUGGUUUAAUUCCUGCUAUGAAUUAAUUCUAUCUCGUUUCUGUACUUGGGACUUCAGAACAUAUGGCAUCACGGGAAUAAAAGUAAAACAUGUCAUUAAAGUUAACAAUCGCAUUUUGAGACUGAAAUUUGAAGACAAAUUUCAAAAGUUUUUGGAUCAUGAAAAUACACAUGACUUAAGCACCUAUCGAAAGAUGCUGGAAUACCUUUUUUAUGUUUUUGAUCCUGAAGUUGCAGUGAAGAAAAAGCAGCUGCUGCAAAUACUUGAAAAAGGAUUCAAAGAAAGUGAACCAAGCAAGCUGCCUCUCAAGGAAGAAGCCAUCGCUCUGGUGAACAGCCUCAGCAUGUGUGAGUGUCCCAGAAUCGAGUUUCUUCAGCAGAAAUAUAAGGAGGACAAGAGGAGCUUACCGGAGCACGAUCUCCUCAGACACGGCAUCCUCCUCAUUGCAAAGGUUUUUCUUGGCCAGAGUGUUCAGGCUUGUGAACAAGAACCCAUCAAUAGAGCCAACUAUCCUACAGUUGAUUCCGUAUUCGUUCCUCAGAGACAUUUUUUAAAUUCUAUCAUAGGACAAAGAACUUGCGAUUGCAGCUACCGGCAGUACAAAUGGUUUGUCUUUGACCAUGAGCUUGUUUUGCCAGAAUACGUCGUUGAAUUUGAGUAUAUUACAGUGGCUAAAGGUCACUCCUUAUUUUCAACAUUCAACAGUCUUAUUCUAGAAGAAAGCAAAAAAUAUUCUGAAGGAUUAAUAUUGUCUCAAGAUUUGAAAUUUGAUGAUGAAGUUAUGAGAAUGGAGCCCAGGACUAAGCCCAGACCCAAACUUAUUAGUUUGGAUGAUAAAACAAUACUUUCCCUUGCCAAGACUAACAUUUACAGCCAUAUUGUGAAUCUGAAUCUACAUGGGAACAGCUUGAGCAAACUGAGAGAUCUUUCCAAGUUAACAGGACUUCGAAAGCUGAACAUUAGCUUCAAUGAAUUUACUUGUUUAGAUGAUGUCUACGACCUGUGUAACCUUGAAUAUUUGGACGCCAGCCAUAACCAUGUGAUAACCCUGGAGGGAUUUAGAGGUCCGAUGAAACUGAAACAUUUAGACUUGAGCUGGAAUCAGUUGAAAAAAACUGGCGAUGAAAUAAAUAUGCUAUGCAAGCACACCACAAGUCUUCUCACUCUGAAUAUUCAGCAUAAUCCCUGGCAAAAGGGAGCCACAUUGAGGUUGAGUGUCAUUGGCAGAUUGAAGAGUCUCACACACUUAGAUGGACUUGCCAUUUCUAAAGAAGAAACAACAGCAGCCAUGAAAUUUAUUGCUGGAACAAAAAUUACUCAGUUAUCUAUUUUACAGCACUCUAGUUCUGAAGAUGAGAGACCAUGGAUGCUUAGUACGUGGCCUUCUGCCAAAAUUCUGACACAGAUUUCAAAGUUAAGACUGUAUUUUCAUCCAAGUGGGAACUGGUUCUUGAAGAUAACUGCCUUAAAUUUAGAUGGACAGAAUCUCUUUGAAAUCACAAAUUUAGAAAAAUUGGAAAAUUUGAAAUGGGCAUCGUUCAGCAAUAAUAACCUCACUAAAAUGCAAGGCUUGGAAUCCUGUGUUAACCUGGAAGAGCUCACACUGGAUGACAACUGUAUCUCAAAGAUAGAAGGCAUCUCCAGGCUGACUAAAUUAACCCGCCUCAGCAUAAAUAAUAAUCUUCUCACUGGCUUGGAAAAGCAUACUUUUGAUAACAUGCUCCAUCUCCACUCCCUUUCUCUUGAGAACAACAGAAUCACUUCACUGAGUGCUUUACAAAAAACAUUCACUCUAAUUGAGUUGUACAUAAGCAAUAACUAUAUUGCUGUGAAUCAAGAGAUCUACAAUUUAAAGGGUUUAUACAAUUUGGUCAUUCUAGAUAUGUAUGGAAACACUGUUAUAUGGAACCAAGAAAACUACCGGUUGUUUGUAAUAUUUCAUCUUCCAGAACUGAAAGCCUUGGAUGGAAUCUCAAUUGAACCACCAGAGACUGAGAGUGCAAAAGAUUUGUUUGGUGGUAGGCUUACCGCUGACAUGAUUGCAGAACGGCAAGGACACUCAAACUUUCCCCAAAUGCAAGAACUCAACUGGACUUCAUCAUCCAUCAGGACUGUGGAUCUGACCCCAGUUGACCACUUUAGAAACGUGUGCAAUGUGAACCUACAGAACAACAACCUGACAUCGUUCAGUGGGCUUGUCUACCUGCCGAAUGUGAAGGUCUUAUGCCUCAACUAUAACCAUAUUGAAUCAAUCAUGCCUAGACUAAAACCUCAGACUCAUUUAACCAACAGACAACUGCUUCACCAGAAGGUGACUUCCAGUGGCUACAGACAACAAGGAACUACAAAAAUAAAUAGGGAAACAGUGAGCAGUGAAAAUUUACCUCCAAUAAUGCAGAGUCUAGAGGUUCUUCAUUUGGGCUACAAUGGAAUUUGUGACUUAAUCCAGCUACAACUUAACAGACUAAUAAAUUUAAAAUUCCUCUUUCUACAGGGGAAUGAAAUCAGUCAAGUUGAAGGGCUGGACAACUUAGUGGUCCUUCAGGAAUUGGUAGUAGACCAUAACCGCAUCAGAACAUUUAAUGACAGUGCUUUCUCCAAACCAAGUUCUCUGCUGACACUUCAUCUUGAAGAAAACAGACUACGAGAGCUGAGCAAAUUACAAUCUUUGGUAAAAUUGGAGAAACUCUUCCUAGGAUAUAAUAAAAUCCAGGAUAUUGCAGAACUGGAAAAACUUUAUGUUAUCUCUUCUCUCCGAGAGCUUACUGUUUAUGGCAAUCCAAUUUGUAGAAAAAUGGUACAUCGUCAAGUGCUCAUAUUCCUACUGCCUAACUUACAGUUGUUGGAUGGAAUACCUAUAAAUUCAGAUGAUAGGGCAAAAGCUGAAUUUCAUUUCUCUGAGCUACAAGCAAAGAAAAAUUUGUUCAUUCCUGUUACCACCUCUCCUACUGAUGGUGGAGCCUUCUGCCAAGUGAAAGCCUCUCCCGUUAAAAUAACAAACGUAAUUCUGCCUGCUGGAUUUAGCCAUUUCUUGGGACCCGACUUCACCUUAACUCCUGAAGUUGAAGAAUUCCUGGGAGCAACUUUCUAA
Messenger RNA from Nannospalax galili (Upper Galilee mountains blind mole rat), 4428 nucleotides. RefSeq names its product leucine rich repeat containing 9 (gene Lrrc9). The record is from RefSeq and is a predicted model, not a curated record. Gene Ontology annotation, molecular function: protein binding. Lineage: Eukaryota; Metazoa; Chordata; Mammalia; Rodentia; Spalacidae. Bases 130 to 4428 code for a protein of 1432 amino acids. The transcript is spliced from 32 exons.